UGCUGGCUUUGUUCCUCAGGGGGUUGCGAAAGCCUCAGGACUACAUAAAGCAUUCCCUGUCCGAACGUCCUGACCACUGCCGCCAAGACAGAGCUCUCCUGAGGCUGCAGGGACAGAAUGGCCUACACAAGGAGAUCUCUGCUGCUGCUGGCGCUGGCCUUCCUGGGCAGCAGCAUGGCAGAGAGGGACUGCCGUGUGAGCAACUUCAAAGUCAAGGAGAACUUUGACAAGAACAGGUACAGUGGCACCUGGUACGCCAUGGCAAAAAAAGAUCCUGAGGGGCUGUUUCUGCAGGACAAUGUGGUUGCCCAGUUCACUGUAGAUGAGAAUGGACAGAUGAGUGCCACUGCAAAGGGCAGAGUCAGACUCUUCAAUAACUGGGAUGUCUGUGCUGAUAUGAUUGGCUCUUUCACUGACACAGAGGAUCCUGCCAAGUUCAAGAUGAAGUACUGGGGUGUUGCCUCUUUUCUGCAGAAAGGAAAUGAUGAUCACUGGGUAGUGGACACAGAUUACGAUACAUAUGCUCUUCAUUAUUCCUGCCGUGAGCUAAAUGAAGAUGGCACUUGUGCUGAUAGCUAUUCCUUUGUGUUCUCCCGGGACCCCAAGGGAUUGCCUCCAGAGGCACAGAAAAUUGUUAGACAAAGGCAGAUAGACCUCUGCUUGGACAGAAAAUACAGAGUUAUCGUUCAUAAUGGAUUUUGCUCUUAAGGACAUCCAUAAGUAUGGAAGGAAACCAUGUAAUAGCACCAUGGAUGUAGAGUUAAUACAUUGAUCAGGUGCUCUUUUAAAAAGAUUUUUGAUGGCUUCAUUUAGAUUUAAAAUAUAUUUAUCUGAACUGCAUAGCUCAUUUUGUUAAUAAACCAAUAAAACAUUUUAAUAAACUUGGAUUACAGGGGAUGCAAAUUGUCUGUAUGCACAUCUGUACAUAUUUAGGCAUUGGUUUUAUUAAUAAAUUGUUGCUAUAAUGCACUAUUUUAAAUUGC
Molecule: messenger RNA, 983 nt
Organism: Centrocercus urophasianus (Greater sage-grouse)
Lineage: Eukaryota; Metazoa; Chordata; Aves; Galliformes; Phasianidae
Gene: RBP4
Product: retinol binding protein 4
Exons: 6
Coding region: 118-708 (196 amino acids)
Biological process (GO): retinol transport
Molecular function (GO): retinol binding; retinol transmembrane transporter activity
Source: RefSeq, a predicted model, not a curated record